UUCACCGACAUCGCCGCCCAAGGAUCGGGAGCCAUGUCCACCGUCGCCGUCCCGAGCCCGCCGCCGACGGCCUCCGAGGAUGCCGAGAGCCUGAGGAAGGCGCUCCAAGGCAAUGCACAGCUUCUCGCAGCCAGGCCAUGGAUUUUAUUUCCGUUGCUUUUUUUUUUUCUUGUCAGUUCUUUUUUCCGUUUUUGCAUUGCAAUUGCAACUGACGCGGCGUCGGCAACCUCUCCUUGCGUGUCCGUCGAUGCAGGAUGGCGGGCGGACAAGGCUGCUUUGGUCGGGAUCCUGUGCCGGCGGACGGCGGCGCAGCGGGCGGCGAUACGGCGCGCCUACGCGUUCCUCUACCGGGAGCCCCUGCUCAACUGCUUCCGCUACAAGCUCUCCCGACACUACUGCCUCCUCUCCGUCGAUUUCUGGAAAGCGCUGAUCUUGUGGACGAUGGAUCCGGCUGAAAGAGACGCAAACCUGGUUCACGAAGCAGUGAAGAAGAAGGAUGAAAACUACAUACUGGUGCUGAUCGAAGUGUCGUGCGCAUCCACCCCAGACCAUCUCUUGGCCGUCAGGAAGAUCUACCUCAAACUGUUCAGUUGCUCCAUCGAGGAAGAUGUCGCAUCUUCUCCUGCGCUCCGAGAACCUCUGAAGAAGAUGCUGGUGAGCCUUGUGAGCUCCUACCGCUACGCCGGAGAGCAUGUCGACAUGGAUGUGGCCAAGCUGGAGGCGGCUCAGCUGUCAGAAGCCAUCAGAGAGAAGCAACUGCACGGAAAUGAAGUCGUCCGGAUCAUCAGCACCCGUAGCAAGUCUCAGCUCAGAGCGACGUUCCAGCAGUACAAGGAGGAUCAAGGAAGAGACAUCGCUGAGGAUAUCAACAGCCGAUGCAGCAGCCAGUUCGGCAGGAUGCUGAAGAGCGCCGUCUGGUGCUUGACCUCGCCUGAAAAGCACUUUGCACAGGUGAUCAGGUAUUCCAUCUUGGGGGUGGGGACGUACGAGGACUUGCUCACCAGGGUGAUCGUGUCGCGGGCGGAGAUCGACAUGAAGCGGAUCAAGGAGGAGUACAUGGCGAGGUACAAGAGCGCCGUAACCCUCGACGUCGCCGGCGACACUUCCUUCGGCUACAGGGACAUGUUGCUGGCCUUGGUAGGCAGUGAAGACUGAAGAGUGACCCCCCGCGCCUGCAUCCUGUCCACUUUCAGUGCAAAAAAGAAAUGUUGUUCGGGUGUGAUACCGUUCCUGGACUGUAAGUUCGUACUAUCACGCUCACAUUGGUUAAAAGAAAAGUAUAUGUAUCGCGUGUUGACAUAUGUCAUAUGUGAUAUGUGUGAGGUUUCAGUGACUUCAAUCCCCCGUUGACUGCUGGGUCAUGAAAAUAGAUGGGCCACCUGUCAAAUGUA
Setaria italica (foxtail millet) is the source of this 1391-nucleotide messenger RNA. RefSeq names its product annexin D3. NCBI's taxonomy places the organism in Eukaryota, Viridiplantae, Streptophyta, Magnoliopsida, Poales, Poaceae. Bases 34 to 1155 code for a protein of 373 amino acids. The record is from RefSeq and is a predicted model, not a curated record. The transcript has 5 exons. Gene Ontology annotation, cellular component: cytoplasm. Gene Ontology annotation, molecular function: calcium-dependent phospholipid binding; calcium ion binding.